Molecule: messenger RNA, 1933 nt
Organism: Thermothelomyces thermophilus ATCC 42464
Lineage: Eukaryota; Fungi; Ascomycota; Sordariomycetes; Sordariales; Chaetomiaceae
Exons: 3
Coding region: 339-1457 (372 amino acids)
Biological process (GO): translational initiation
Cellular component (GO): cytoplasm; eukaryotic translation initiation factor 4F complex
Molecular function (GO): RNA 7-methylguanosine cap binding; translation initiation factor activity
Source: RefSeq, a predicted model, not a curated record
CCUAGCGACAUAUAUCCGAAAGCACAUCCUGUAGUACCAUUGCCACGUCGCAUCGACCUCUGCAAGACCCCGAGUAAUACGAUUAACACCUUCGACUUUCCCUGUGAUCCAGUUCUCGCCAGCCCAUUUGGACAGCUCCAGCCCCGCUACAACGCAACAGCGUGACCAAAGUACCCCCGGACAAGUCGCCGCCCGUUACCUACCUCUUCCCGACCGAGAUACCCCAGUGACUGCGCUGUCACCGUUUGCCUUGGUGCUGCCGGUCCUCCGCCCGACGGCCUCGUUUUUUUCCUGCUGAGCUUGCAUUCGCCCAAAGUGUUACGGUCUCCGACUUCUUCAUGGAUAAUCUAUGGAGUCGCCGUGCCAACUCGAGCAAGCUCUCCCUCUCAACAGGUUCUGGUCAAGACAGUCCGUCGGGACGCAACUCUUCCUUCAAGCGAUUUGGCGGUGAUAGCUCGUCGCUUGGAAAACACACAUUCGGUUCGGUAACGACACCAGGCGGCAGCUUGGCGUCUCCGAUUGGCGGGGCUUCAAGCGCCUUUGGCCUGGGCUCGGGCGCCUUCGCCUCGUUCGGCUCGGCCAAGACGCCCAAGACGCCCAAGUCGCCGGGGAACCCGUUCGACGCGGCCCUGGGCGCCGCCGCGAAGACCCCGACUGCUGAGAAAUCUGCAAAGGACGGGGCCUCGGGCGGCAAGUCGAUUAGCAAGCCGGCGUUUGCUACUUCCCUGAAGGAGGCGGGAAAGACGGCGACCCCGUCGGCGGGACCGUCUACCCACCAGCUGCGCAACUGCUGGGUGUUUUGGUUCCGUCCGCCCAUCUCCAAGGCGAACGGGUUCAUCGAGUACGAAAAGACGCUACAUCCGAUCGCCGCGGUCGACUGCGUCGAACACUUCUUCAAGAUCUACCAGCACCUGAAGCGGCCAUCGACGCUCCCCUUGGUGUCGGACUAUCAUCUCUUCAAGAAGGGCAUCUGUCCAAUAUGGGAGGAUGAAGAGAACAAGAACGGGGGGAAGUGGGUGGUGCGUCUGAGAAAAGGCGUCGCCGACCGGUACUGGGAGGACCUGUUGCUGGCCGUCAUUGGCGAUCAGUUCGGCGAGGCUAGUGAGGAGGUGUGCGGGGUCGUCCUCAGCGUCCGGAACGGUGAGGACAUCCUGAGCAUCUGGGCCCGCGCGAACGGGCAGCGGGUCCUCAAGAUUCGUGAGACCAUGCGGCGAAUCUUGUCUUUCCCCCCGGAUACCAAGCUCGAGUGGAAGAGCCACGACUCGAGCAUUCAGCAGCGCACGGCCAUCGAGGAGUCGCGGCGAGAAAAGGCGAACCAACACCAUCAUGGCGACAAGCGGUCGUCGAACAAACAGCAUCAACAGCAACAUUCGCAGCAGCAACAGCAGCAGCAGCAGCAGCAGCAGCAGCAGCAGCAGCAGGCGGAUGACCAGAAGAACCCCACCAAUUCUUCAUAACUUCCCAUCAAACAACGAUGCAUGACCACGGCGUGGGAGAGAACGCAGGCACUGUUGCCCUUUUUUGCUUCCACGUAUGUAAAAAGUACCGAAAUAAGCAAGCACUGCCACAUUACAUCUCGGAAAGCGUCCGAACGUUCGGGAAUCGGUUCGGAUUGGAGCACUGGGGCGUGGUGCGUUCCCUAUUUGUUCUCAUUUCUCCUUUGGACAUGGGGCUACGGCACGGCACGGCACGGCACGGCACGGUCUUGAUGAAAAACACCACACGGGGGCGGGGAUGGAGCGCUGACUGGGAAUCUUAUGGUGAUUUGGAUGAUCUUGAAAUGGAACCCACGAGAGGAGUUUGGUCGGGAUAAGGGAGAUGUAGUACUUAGUGUAUCUACCUACGAACUUUGUGUAUCCUGACCACUGCCGCAUUCCCGCCAGGAGUGUGGAAGGUUUGUGUCGUUCAGACAGAAAAUAUCAUCACAUGUCGC